CUCUCACAUCAGCUGAAAGGACGAACCUCCAGUUUUCCAGCCGCCUGAUGACGUCCACCAAGAACGUUUUUGUCCCCACGGCGAAUGGAAUUAUUGAGAAAAGUGGUGUUGACCAUGGGGAGGCGAGCGGACCUCGCGUCGGACUACGUCUCACGGCCGACCAGGCAGCCUUCAUUCUCAACAAGCACGAGCUGAUCCCCCCCAUUUGCUCCCCUCUCACCUUCACCUACGUCGAUCGUGGCUUCAACAACCGAACCUACGUCGUACGAACGGAGGACCCAAAGGCCGAGUUUGUCAUCCGCCUCACAGGAAAUUGUUGGACGAGGAUGAAAACGGAGAACGAGGUGGCAGCAAUCAGUCACCUCUCGUCACAAACCAAUCUCGCCCCCACACUCCCCACCAUUCUCGCAUUUUCCUCGUCCAAGGAGAGGUCAGGGGUUGGGUCAGAGUACAUCGUCAUGAGCAAGCUGAGAGGUGUCCCCCUGGACGAGAUAUUUCUGGGGUUGAGCUCCAUGCAGAAGAAAAAAGUACUGCGUGGCAUAGCAGCUUUGUUGGGUGAGAUGAAGAUGCUAGCAUUUUCGUCCAUUGGAUCUCUCCAGUUCGAUGAUAAUGACGCUUCCUCGUGUGGGGAAGGAUUCAAGCUGGUGGAGGACAGAGGAGGUUCUGUUUACAGUCGGAUCGUGGUCGGACCUGGGCUGGAGGCAGGGUGUGGCCCAUUUCAAACCUAUCUCGAAUAUCUUAGAGCAACCUGCACCACAGAGUUGAAGCACUUGAAAGGAUGCCCAUUCCUCAUGGAAGAGCAACGUGACGACGAGUCAACAAGUAUGACGGAGUUGAUAGCAAGGAUUGAGAAGUUUGUGGACGUCAUGUGUGACCCGAGGAGGACAAAGUUUGGCGAGGACGUAACGAAUGUCAGUAUAGUGUUCACUCAUGGAGAUUUUGAACCUCGAAACAUGUUGGUGGACGAGGAUACGCUGGAAAUUACGGGUUUGGUCGAUUUUGAAUUUUCUGGAGCAUUUCCUGAAGAUGACGACUGGAUGGCUGGAUUUCAGUGGAUUGGGGCGACAACCUCUGAAGAAGAAGCAUUUGGAGACGGUGAAGUCAACACUGCCGAGAUUUUAUGCAGACCAAACGAAUUGAGUGACUUGAGGGCAUACUUUCUCCAGCAGUGUGAAUCUCUCGGAGUCAGAACCCCACAAAAUAUCACAGGACACGGGACGCGAGCUCUGAUGUACCAUUUUCGUGGAAACAUAGCGCCGUGGUGGAUGCGAGAAGAUAUCACACCAACCCCACCAGAGUGGACUCCAGCACGAAGCAAAGCUAGACUUAGGAUUGCUAAGGUUUUGGACCAAUUCGGAUUUUAAAAUUGUGAUGUGAUGGAUCGAUUUUAUUCAAUAUCACGCAAAUGCACUUGCAAAUAACAUCAUUGAGUAAAUAAAUUUGUGGGUGUAACUUGAUAUUAAUAAUAAAAAAGUACAAUACGUAGUGUUCGUAUCUAAUACUACAGAUGGUGGUUGUCUGCAUAAUAAUAAGAUAUCAGGUCGUGUCGUGUACGAGGGA
Messenger RNA from Folsomia candida, 1560 nucleotides. RefSeq lists its product as uncharacterized. The transcript has 2 exons. The record is from RefSeq and is a predicted model, not a curated record. Bases 48 to 1364 code for a protein of 438 amino acids. NCBI's taxonomy places the organism in Eukaryota, Metazoa, Arthropoda, Collembola, Entomobryomorpha, Isotomidae.